CGUGCAACACAAAAAAUGUUUGCUAAAAUUAUCGUGAUAGGUGCUGUCAUAGCCGCGGCGCAAGCUGGUCUUUUAGGACAUGGCCGUGGAGGUUAUGCUCAACAAGGCGUCUCACCCUACGCUGGUCCGUAUGGAGCACCUGGAUAUAACCUGUAUAGUGCACCAUUUGGACAUCCUGGAGGCCUAGCAGCUGCAGGUCCUUUGGCACAUGCUUCAUCUUUCCCACAAGCUGGCCUCCAUGCCAAUCUUCUAGGCCAUGGUGCACCUCUGGCUGCACCAAUAGGUCAUAACUUCGAUUUUGGCCGUAACGUACAUGCAUACCCUUCUCAAUUAGGUCAGGCAGCUCCUGUUGCUCACGCAAUAUCUAAAGUUGAUAGAACAGAUGUUUUCCAAUCUAGUCGUGUCGGACAUGUUAAUCCCUUUGCUCAUGCACAAGCCAGCCCUCAAGCGCAAGCAGGUCUGAUAGGCCAUGGUUCUCCCUUGGCCCAUGCAGCAGCUUUGAAUAACGCAGCUGCCGGUCAUGCUCACUCAAGACCUCUUGGCCAUGCUGGCUCUUUUGGGUCCGCUAUUUCCCACGUGGAUAGAACCGAUAUUAUUCAAAGAGCUCCUGUUGCUAAUGCGGGUCCCUUAGCUCACCCUGGUUCUUUCGCCAACGCUGGUUCUUUUUCCAAUUCUGGAUACAUUGCCCAUGGUAGUCCGUUAGGUCACGCAGGUCCUUUUGCCCACGCCGGUCCUUAUGCUCACGCUGGUCCUUAUGCUCACUCUGGUCCUUAUGCCCACGCUGGUCCUUUGACCCACGCUGGUCUUUUAUCUCACGCUGGACCUGCUGCCUAUGCUCGUCAUUUAGCGCACGCCGCAUCUUUAGCGCAUGCUGGCCCUCUAGCGCAUGCUGGUCCAUUAGCGCAAGCUGGUCCUGUAGCCCAUCCUGCACCUUUAGCUCACCCUGCUCCUUUAGCUCACCCUGCUCCUUUAGCUCACCCUGCUCCUUUGGCCCACGCUGGUCCCUUAUCCCAUAACGUACACUCAUCUUUAAAUCAAAUUGCUCCCUUGAGUCAUGCUCACGGAAAUCUCGGAACUUAUGGAUACGCCAGCCAAUACGCCAGAGCUCAAGAUUACUUCUCAUACCCGAAGUACGAGUACACGUACUCCGUUGAAGACCCUCACACUGGUGAUCACAAGGCGCAACACGAAAGCCGCGAUGGUGAUGUUGUGAAGGGAGAAUACUCGCUGCUGCAACCUGAUGGCUCCUACAGAAAAGUAUCUUACGCCGCUGACGACCACCAUGGUUUCAAUGCAGUCGUGCACAACUCAGGACCAAGCCAUCAUGUGUACUCUUCGCAACACCACCAUUAAAGAUCAAAUCUCAUUAGCUAAUGAAAUGUUAUGCCGUAUUGUUUUCGCUGUGAUUACUAAAACUGAAUGUACAAAUAUGAAAUAAGACUAUAAAGUUAUUAAAAUAA
This is a messenger RNA of Colias croceus (clouded yellow), 1460 nucleotides long. Its product is annotated as sialidase-like. Bases 16 to 1353 code for a protein of 445 amino acids. Gene Ontology annotation, cellular component: extracellular matrix. Lineage: Eukaryota; Metazoa; Arthropoda; Insecta; Lepidoptera; Pieridae. The transcript has 4 exons. The record is from RefSeq and is a predicted model, not a curated record.